AUGCAGCGUGUGCUGCAUAAGCACCAGAAGGAGGACCAACCACUUGAAAUACAACAGACGGGGACGAGUAAUUCUCGAAAUGGAAAAGAAAAUCGGUAUCCAGCAACGACAUUCUUGUCGUGUUCUUCUCCUUCUCUUUAUACCUCUCAAGUCAAUGGCACGACACGACGUCAUGGGACGACAACGACAUUGUAUCAUUCAAAAAAUACAACGUCUCAAGCAUUACUAGCUCAAGAUCAAGUUGUGGUGGGACUAUCAGCAUCAACGGAAGACGAGGUUGAAGACUGGAGUAAAGACUUUUUAGCUGCGAAACGGCCACGGGCACGUUGGCGACGACAAGAAAAUCAUAUCGGGAAAACUGACUUUGGCGUGGCUGAAACACAUUAUAAACGUCAAAGUAGUAGCAGUUCCAAUGGAGUUACAGCAACGGCAAGUCAUCGAAGAGGAAGUGACGUGAGGGAUUCCAGUGGUAGCAACGGCUCUGGACGACAGAGUGGUGGCGUGGACGAGGACGAUCUUCGAGGAGGACUCUAUAACUCCUACUCGCCGGUAAAAGACACGGCACGAGUUGGAAAAACUUCUCCAUCAAUAGAUCCACAUGAAGAAUCGAGCGACAGUGAUGAGGACUGGGAUGCAGAGUUUGGCUUUGAGAAUGAAUCGGAUGCGUCAAUGUUGGGAUCGUCCGACAGCAUGGAUCCUACCAGGAGAAGAGCAGAGAAUGGCAACUUUUUUCUCCCCAAUUUGCACAAAGUUUUGGAUGGGGAGACGUUACCCGAUGAUGACGAGACGGAUGACGUGGACGGUGGAAACUUUAGUCUGGAUACGGUAGGACGACGACAGAGGAGACCGUCGGAAGAGCCAAUUUUUCAAAAGAGACGCAACGACUGUCAUCAGUCUGGAGUGAGCGUAGAUGGAAGUUUAGAUGGUAUCAGAUCCAGCUUAACGUCCGCGUCGUCGUCGAAUACGGUCGAGUAUACCCUUGUGAACAAGUUACGGUUGCUCGAGGUGGCCACCUCGUCCGCUUAUGCGGUCAGGAUAGAACGGUAUCCUAAACCUUCUAGCACUUUUAGUAACCUGGAGCGAGACCGCAAUCAUUUUCCCAGCUUCUCUGAGAACAAUUAUGAGCGAUGGCUGGUGGAUCUGGUGGUGUCAGACUGCGCGGUAGUAUCACAUUACAUGGACGCGGAACGUAGUCGACUGCCGCCGCCAAGACAAGUGAAGAACCAGAAUUUUUACGCGCUCGUGUCACUACCGUUCGGGCGCGAAUUCGUAGACAGAUUUUAUAAGCAGAUUACACAUCACCGCUACUUUGGUGAGGAUGAGGAGAACCGCGAGCUUGUUCGGAUGUACUUUGAAAAGGUAUCAACUACUAGUCUGACAGACGAGAACUGGGCCCAGAAUUUAUCGCCUAGUGACUUAGAGUUUGUGGUUGGAUGCAGCAUCGAGAUUUUACAGGAAGCCGCGCGUUUGUACGGUCCAAAACCUGUGGUGCCGCUUGCAACGCAUUUAUCACUGUCGACGCUGCCUACUUCUUCGUCAGCAUCAUCGCAAGGCAACAAGACCACUAUUUACUGGAUCGAGCAGUUUCAGGACAUUCUGGUACAUUGUGCGGAAGCAAUACCGCAGUAUUCAAACGUCGUUGCGCUUAUUGAGCUUCGGUAUGUUUGUCACCACUUGGCUGGCUUUGCAAGUGGAGAGUACGAAUACAAGUGGCAGAUUUGCAACCAAUUGCCUGCGUUCUUGCCGUUAGAACCAGUUGUAGGUGAUUCUGCGUCGCAGAUCGUGAACGAAGUACUCCAGUACUAUGGUGCACUGUUUCAGCACUUGAACACGAGCCCUGAAAGUCACAGCAAUCGAUUCAUGCGACACAAAUCUUUUGGCGAAAGUCAGAAACCACAAUCAGAGGACGCCAGACAUUUUGCGAUUUCAUCAGAUGCUUUAUGUCUUCAGGCACUUAUUAUGUGUGACAUUCAAAGUUUGUACGACAGUAAGAGUGCUUUGGCAGAAACUUCGCUACCAGCGCUUGAAGAGCUUCUCGAAUUUGAAGAUGACGAGGCAACAGUUGACCCUAUGCUUGUGGGACUAGCACCUCACAAUCGCGACAGUCGUAGCAGUUUGUCUUCGUCUAAUAUUGAUUAUCGUGAUAGUGGUUAUGAACGUGGUGAUUCGUCGAAAGGGCUGGGUGGGUGGAGCACUAGCACCAAAUUGUUUGAGCUUUUGAGACCAUCAUCUCGCACACGUACCUCGGCGUUAAGUUUUUUUUACGAGCGGAUUGCGGCCGUAGAUUUCCCGCUGGUAAAAGCAAAAUGCGCAACUGUUUUGGCUGGCAUGCACGUUUCCUCUACCACGUCUCAUGGUAAUUUGAGAGUAGCUGAAUCGCUUGCCUACGAAGCGCUUCGCUUACUCGAGUCGUGUUCGAAGAAUUUUCUGGCUAAACUUGCUAAAAUGCUAUCAUUGGGCAGCCACGAAAAGGCCACACCAGUAACAUACCUGAGCACAUUUAACAACUAUGGGCUCCUUUCCGAUUUGGGCCGAGAGACACUGGAGGGGCUGGGCAACAUCUUGAUCAAGAACAACAAAUACCGCUAUGGCAUCUUGUGUCUGGAAGCUGCGGGAGCUCUUUUUAGUUUUCUAAAUCGGGGCUGCCAGUAUGAAAAGCUGGACCGGCUUCUAUGCAAGCUCACGCUUGAGGCCGAUGAUGUACAUCGAGCGCUGCCGCUACACGAGAAGGUGACAUGCGCAGCUCAGCGACAAGGCAACAUUACAGUGUAUGUAUAUUUAACGCAGGAGAUGACCAAACUUUGGAUUCGUGAGGGAAAUUUUACCCGGGCUGAGGAAUAUCUGGCAACUUCUUGCCAAUUCUUGCGAGACAACACGAACCUGCUCCCACCACAUUUUUUGUCAUCUGCUACAACCGCGAGUUAUUCUAGUAGUGAGGCCCCAUCCAGCCGUAGUGGCACGAUGAUGACUGCCACGUCAAGCUCGGUGUCAUCUUCUCUCUCGGGAUCGUUCCACCUGUCGUCGCGUAGCACAGGAAAUGCGAGCGAGGUGGACACUUGGUUGAAUCAUGACAUUAGCCUACAUCUUCUCGUACGUGACGUUUACCGCUCGAGUGGACGGUGUUUGGAAGGGAUGCGCGUUCUAGAACAUCUUUUAAACUAUAGCACGCGAUUACCUCGCGGAAAGCGCACGCAACUGCGUAUGCUACUCGCAGAGGACGCGCUUAAGAUGCGGAUGCUUGUCACAUGUCGUCACAUGUUCUCGUUAAUGGAAAGAGAGGCUACAGCUUUUUGUGACCGACUACAGGAGAAUAUCAAAGGUUUUAGUGGACCAGGAAGUAGCAGCGGCACCGGACCUGGGACUAGUAGUAGCGGUGGUGGUAGAAGCCUUGGUGGCAUGGGUAGCGAAGCACGCUACUGUUUCGACAUGUCAUUCACUCUCCGAUACAUCGUUUGUCGCGUGAAGAUGUAUCUAAAGCUUGGCGAUUUUGGUAACGCGUUUGCUUGGCUCUCUCUGGCUCACGUGAAGAAUGACCGCGACAACAUCAGAAAAAAGGCUCAAUUAUACGUUCUUGACGGCAAGGUGUUUCGCGCUAUUUGCGAGCAGCAGGAACGCGAAAUGGAGCUCCACCGCGAUGGCGAAGGGCCUACUAAACGAGGACGCUCGACGGGCUCGUCUUUUGUCGGAAGUGUUGUGUCACAGGCACAGGCUGAGGAAAUGCUUAAGCCCCUGGGCGUCUCCUUAUAUGGCUUGAACAAGGACGAAAAACAGCGUUUGCAUGAACGCAUGGUCCAGUUUAGAACGUGCAUUCAAGACAUUGGCAAAGCUGAAGAACAAGCGCAAAAUGCGUUCUGGACUGCUUUUGAUCUGUACCGCCUCUUGGACGACAGUCUGUAUCAACUUAAGGUUUUGCUUGAGAUCGUCGCCUUUAUGCUGGCUCCGAUCCAGCGAUCAUUUUUCGCUCUCGGUAGCAAUCAGGACGACGAAAUGCUCAAGUUGCACUUGCACCGUCAAAGCUCCGGAAAAGGUCCAUCAGUGUUGGAUUUAGAUGACCUAGGUGGUGAUGACACGAUCGAAAAGACCCGGAAGACGUUGCUCGAGACGCAAAAGCUUCUCCGGCCUGCGUUGAAUCUGGCAGAGCAAGUGGCAAAUCCCGCAUGCUUCCUUCGAACGUUGAUAUUCUGCAGUGAAGUGUGGGUGUGGCUCGAACGUAUUGCGUCAUAUAAGAGCGAGAAACAUCUCAAGGAAGCAACGGCAUUCUGGGAGGAGGCUGUUCGCACCAUGAAGGGCGUUUUCUUCCGGCGCGUUGCGUUUCAUGAUAUCGCAGAUGCAAAAAUGUUGCACUCGUCUGGGUUUGAAAACGAUUUCACGAUGCCGUACGGACGAGGGCCUCAAAAAGGACGGUUUUGUGUGGUACCGAUCCUAAAUUUUAGUGAAGGAUUCAUUAGAAAGCUGGAAGCCAUGACACUGCAAUUGAUUUUCACAGCCUGCCAGAUCCAACAGUUUGAGCGCGUGCCUGACUAUGUCGAAGAAAUUCUGCAUAUGCAUCUUGACGAGCUGCUGAGUGCUCGAAUGUGCUUGAGUAGUAUUGUGCACCAGUUGCAAACGUUUCAAGCGCUGCAAAGGUCACUCAAGCGACUGCCACCUCACGGCUCGACAUCCAAUCUGGCUGUAGCAGCUGCAGUUACAGCUAUGCCGUCAGGUUCUAGUGUUUCAGUCUCUAGCGUGGGCAGCAACAACUCCAGAUCCUCGUCCUUUUCUGCGGUGAUUCCUGUGCUGUCACCACAAAUGAGCAGAAGCGGAAAGCAAGUAGCUACGCCGUCUUCGAAUAAUGCUGGCGUAGCAUGUGGAAAGCGAGCAGGUCAUAAGAAGAACCAGUCGAUGUCAUCUAUCUCUGAGUUGCUGGCAUCCAAGACUUCGUCGCCAUACCUGGAGGGUCCUGCAUCUUACUGUGCACUUGGCGGCUUGAAAAGCUCAGCAACACCUCGAACAGGCUUGGCCUCAUUGAGCGAACGGUCUAAUAUUCCGCCUCCUUCGUCGACAGCUACGGGGAAGUCCGGGGCUACUGUUGCAGCAAAAAAAGGUGGUGAACGGAAGCUGAGACGUUUCACGCGAGAACGGUCACGUUCGGCGCCACAACCAGAAGUGCUUGAUUCUGCGUCAUUAAGCCCAGAGUUGUCGUUCACGCGAACUGGUGAUGGGGACUCUUAUGAGGAAGAAAGUAAACCUGUUUUUGCUGAAUCGGUAAAGAGCAGUGAUAAUGAGAUGAAGCGUACAUCGUCCGUAAAGUUUAUCGAUCUAGGUGACCUGAGCGCAUUGCCGUCUAGAGAAGAUCUCAUUCUGGGAAGAACAGAUGGCUUUGUGCACGACGAAGGCAGUAGUUCAAACGGUGCCAUUGGUCUGUGUGAUUUUAAUGAAGUGCAAUCGGAGAAGCUUUGGUGGAUCUUCAAUAUGUGGCGUGAUGCGAAAUUUAAAUACGUAGAGAGAAAGAUCGAGACGUCAGAGUUUCGGUCGCGAAACCUGCGCUACUUGCGGACGUUACUGGAUGCGUUUGAUCCUCAACAGAUUGCUGUGCUGUACUUCGGAGGACUCGACAGCUCAUCGACAGAAUCAGUUGUGACACCAGGGGGGACUCGAGCUCUAUCAGAUGUGAACACUGGGAAUUUUAAUGGAAUGCUAGAUUUCGACGUCUCACGCAUGAACACACAUGCGUUGAUCCAAGACCGUCAGUUAGUGCUCUCGAUUGGUUACGAAUUCGCACCGGAAGUACGGACGCAUUUUGAAACACACCCGAAGCUCCAAUUUAAGGUGUUUAAUGUGCGGGAGGGAGACACAAGAGCGUGGCGUCAAGAGAUUCCACGACCGGACUGGUAUUUAUCGGAGUACGACAUAAUGGAGGCUGAAGAAGCUGCAGUUGGUGCUGGAGUUCUGCGUACAAUGCGAUUACUUGGUGCUAAACUAUUGGUGAAGCUGUUGGGAGUGCUGUUACUGGAGCAUUCUGUUGUAGUGGUGGGCAGUUCGUACCCGCAGAUCCAGGAGAUGACCACAAGUCUGCUGAAGCUACUAGAACCAUUUCAGUGGCAACAUACUUUCUUGCCGUUCGUGCCUGUGACGUCCUGGAGGUUUCUUCAUGAUGCUGCUUAUCAACAUGCACAGGCGGAGAUUGCGGCUCGACCGAAGAGUCGCAGGUCAUUCUCAAGGCUCUCACACGAUUGGCGGGCAUGGGGUAGCGGAAGCUCGUACUCUUCGUCACGAGGAAGUACUGACAGCUACAGUGGUGGUGUGAACAGUCCAUUGGCGUCUAGCGCGGUAACAGAAUCGAUAGAGGAAGAACCUCCAUUCCUGUUAGGUGCUACGGCUGAGACAUGGCAGAGCUGCUUGGCUUUUUCUAAAAAGUGUGGCAACGACCCUCGCCUGCUUUCAUCAUGCGUUGUUGUAGUUGAUUUAGAAGAUGUGGACUCGCUUGUGACCGAUAAGACACUCCGUAAUGCGGUACCACUGCCUAAGAAAUGGCGAAAGCUAUUUCUUGAGCGGAUCGAGAAAAUCACAAGGCAGCGUUACAAGAUGCGCGUGAAAAUGAGUCGCAGGUAUUCUUCGCAACAUCUCGUAUCAAGUCGUGGACCAACGACGCCGGCCUCCCGGUCUGAUGUGUCAUCGAUGCGUUCGCCUGUGGGGACUAAUCCUCCUCCGGUAGGUGUCGCCUCAAGAGGUGUUGACGACGUGCUCAGCACAAGCCGGUCCGGAUCUAGCUGGAUGAUGACGCCGGUCUCAGCCAGUGGAGCGUCUGAACUGGACAGUAAUUAUCAAUUGCAGCAGUCAGACAUACAGCCUACCAAUCUGAAUGGACUGGAUGAGAGAAAGAAUUACGAUUUUGAGUGUGCCGCAGCAUUUGUAAGUGGUGUGCGUGAAUUCUACGAUCGGCUGUUCGUUUUGAGCACGGAAAAGGAACGCAAGGCCAAGACGAGCAAGAAGAUUUUUAGCAGCACUGGUCACUCGAAGCGGCAAGAAAUCAAGUCGUGGUUUUCGUCUUGUCACGACUUUGAUGCGUUUGUGCAUAAGUUCCAAGGCACCGAUUUGCUAGCGAGUUUUGAGAAGAAGAGGAAGGAGAAAAAGGAGGCAGAGCUCAAGAGCUUUAGCCAUUUGCCGACUAGUAAUCAUAGCUCGGAUAACCAAGAACGGAGACGAUGA
Messenger RNA from Peronospora farinosa, 7188 nucleotides. The record is from the annotation of a GenBank genome assembly. Lineage: Eukaryota; Oomycota; Peronosporomycetes; Peronosporales; Peronosporaceae.